Molecule: messenger RNA, 4356 nt
Organism: Guyanagaster necrorhizus
Lineage: Eukaryota; Fungi; Basidiomycota; Agaricomycetes; Agaricales; Physalacriaceae
Exons: 4
Coding region: 134-4258 (1374 amino acids)
Source: RefSeq, a predicted model, not a curated record
CCUUGACCGACAUUGACACGGUUGAAGGUCUUCGUUUUCUCUUUACGUUUUCGGAUUUGACGGUGACAUCUGUACAAAUUCCCUUUAUUAAUUAGUCGGCAGGGGAUCCCCAUUAACAACUCACCGACACGCUAUGCCCUCGUUCUUGUCCAGGGUAUUUGGACGUAAGAAGGACGACAAAGAGCCAUCCGCGGGCCGUCGCACUUCGACUGUCUCCCUUCUCGAAGGAAAAUUCGAGGCCGUCUCACCAAAUGUGUCACUCCCGGCGGACAAGCUUCCCGAGGUGAAGGACAAGGAAAAAGGGAAGGAGAUUGGCCUUGGAUUGUUACGAACCAAGUCUGCUACCCCAGUACUCUCGCCAUAUGUCCCCUCUGAGGUUCCCCACCUUUCCUUAAACUUACCUGGGCCAAAGAAUGGCGCCAAUGCCCGUUCUUUAGGUGUCGUUUUCGAGGCAGAUCCUGAUUCUCAAAUUCUUUUGUCGCAGUCCGAUAUUGGAGCGCGUCGGCUAAAUCCAUUGGAGACCCUAAUAUUGGUUCGCGCAUGUUCUCAGGCCAUCGUCGCGCGAGGCCUCGAAACGCCAGGUCUCAUGCACCCUCACUGGUAUUCGGCCAACCCGCAAGUUCAGAAACGACUCAUUUCGCUUUUCGUACAUUCUUUGGCUCCCAAAAGCCCUAUAACAACGCUCUCUCCCACUCUUUCAUCGCCUACAUCAGCUUUUGAAUCUGAAAUUGACUCUACACGCUCCCCGCAUGAUAUCGCGGCGGUCCUAAGAUGGGGCCUUAGACAUCUGCAGCUGGAGGGCAAUUCUUUCGGCAAAGACCAAGCUUGGUAUAAGAUCUUCUUCGACACCGAGAGUUCUUCCCAAUAUCCUCUUACAGCUUUUGCGGACAGCCUCACUCCGCAGCUUCCUCCGGCUCAUCUUGAGCUAUUGACUACUAUCUUGGACCUCUUCUCGUCGCUCGCUGCGCACUCAGAAGCCAACAGCACUUCCGGUAGCAAGGUAUCCAAGCUACUUGGCUUAUGGCUCCUAGAAACCGCGCGUGCAGAGGAUAGUGAUACCUGGUCCUCAUUUUACGCAAGAUGGGAGCGUGCUGGACGGAUGAUGGAACACAUUUUCUUGUCAAAUAUCAGACAAGAAAUGGUAAAGAACAGGAUGCCUAAGCGUCUCACAGAACUCGUGAAACAGUACCCCUACAGCAAGUCUCCAACUGAUGAAGAUCUCUUACCCCGACCAUGGUUCUCAACACGACAAUAUGACGCCCUUUAUGUCCAUGUAGAUACAGAAUUACCCACAUCCGGCCUACAAAACUCAUACCAUCCCCUCCGACUGAUAUCUGAUGCUUUUAAAGCGCAGCCUGGCUCAACGGACCAUAUAGAACUAUGGAAUAGGAUUAAGCAGGUCGCCGCGGAAGGUGAUAACUCUUCACCUGGGAGUUAUUCAACACCCAGCCGCGUAUUUGCUGACGAAACCAUCCGGUUCCUCUCCUUACUACCCAUGGAGAGGACCACUUCUGAGACACCAACACUUAAUCUUGUUGAGCCUACAAGGAAGCGAUCAUUCGCCCCGAACGAAGAUAGAGCCGCAGUUGCAGCUGCCACUAACGGUAUUAACAACGGGAAGCUACCUGAUAUACCAUCAGUUCCCCUCUCGACGUCGAUGCCUUCCUCGACAAAUCAUAUUGGCAUGGACUGGGCCCAGUUCUCGACUUCCGGUUUCCUAGAAUCGCUGCCGCUCGGUUCCGCGCUUGCUUCUACCCUGAUGGACUCGGACCUCGAGGUCACGGUUCCCCCGGAACCAAAAAAGUCCAAGUUGCCGACCCGACGCAACGUGCCCGAGCUAAACAUUGAUAUAAAUAAAGCGGCGGCGGAAGAAACCAGCUCGACUUCCAAAGUGACCAGCGUGUCGUCUGUGCAGCUUGAUGAAACUUUCAUAGACUUUUGGAACGACGCAUUGGUGGACCCGAUAUCAUCAGACUGGCCGUCCUUUGUUAUCUGCAAAUUGAAGGGAUCAUUAUCCGACAUUGAAAUUGAGGGGAAGCGAGUUGAAUGGGUAGUUCUCGAGCAGACCUUCAGCAAACCACCACCUCCCCUGCCACCAGUAUCAGAGACUCACGUUUCGCCUUCGGUUGAAUCGCCUGGUAAACGGCCUCGAGCAUCUUCCCCUAAACCUUCCUUCAAAUCAGAUAUAUCCGGCACAUUCUCUUCGACGAGGAAGCGGUUUAGCUUCUGGACUGGUGGCGAUAACAAGUCGCCUACCAAGCGGAAGAACCCGAACCCCCCAAAGUCUCCCAAGAUCGGUGAGAUGGGCGAAAUUUUGAAGGAACAGGACGGGGAUACUAAGGUCAAGACCAAGGUCACGAGGAAGUCUGUGGAUGUGCCGAAGGAUAUUCCGGAGGAACGAGAGCCAGAGGGUAAUGCUUCUGGAGUGGGGGCUGCUACAACUGCCACAGCCGUGGGAGCUACUGUUGUGCUGGCUCAAGCUGCUGUUGAAGUCACAUCUGCUGAAUCAAAAGAAGUCCUCGCAACGGAAGUGGUCACCGCACCUGAAUCCAUACCAAACGAGACUGACAUCUCAGUUAAACCCCCUGCACCCACAUUUGUCGCUGACCCUGUUCCCGCGACCGCGACGGCACCUGUUGACGAAGUAGUCAUUGCUCCUGAAGUAAAAGCCGAGGAGGCUCCUACAACAGAAUCCGCUCCUGAAGCCGCCGUACCGGCUGGGGUCCCUCCUCCAGUGUCGAAGGUUGAAGACCUUGCAUCGGAAUCUGCGCUUGAAGUUAUCUCGCCAGUCGAUGCCACUCCGGUUCUGGAAGAAGUAGCUGCACCUAUCAGUGAAUCGGAAGGAGCUCCAGUCAGAGAGUCAAGUGAUAAAUCACCUCUCACCCUCGAGGAACCAGUUACCGCAUCUACUGAGGAAUCCACUGCUAUCCCUGAGGAAAGACUAGGUUCCAUACCCGUUGACGAGUCGGCUAUAACUUCUGUGGAAGAUCCGGUUAUGGCGCAGGUAGAGCCAUCGGUAUUAGCACCUACUGAAGGGCAAUCGGCGAACGACGUUGGCACCACUAAAGACAUCGCGCCUACAGGGUUGGCUGCUACCGUUCCUAUUGAAAGAUUAGAACCUUUACCCGUCGACGAGGCCCCUGCACCGUCUGUAGCAGAGACACCCGUACCUGUCGAAGUAGAGCCGGUGAAAAAUGGUGCUCCCGUUGAACACGUUGCAGAUUCAACCGAAGAAAGUUCGGUUGUUGUCCAACAGGAGGAUGUUCCAGCCCCAGCAGAAGAACAUGGGCCACUUUCGCUCUCUCCACCCGUUACAACGGACGUUGUGACAUCUGAGGUGGUGUUGGCACCUGCUCCUGAAGAGCAAGAUGUCAUUCCUGCUCAAGCCGAAGAGCCCGUCUCGCUACAGGCUGAAGAGAACGCCCUGCCCACAGUCGAAGAGGGUGCUACGGCUGUUGAAGAAAGCUCUGUCGAGAUCGGAGCUACUGCGCCAGCAGAAGAGACAGUGGAAACUUCUUCGACGGAUCCCGAAGUUGUGGGGAACGCUCAGACACCAAUAGUUGAGGACAAAGCUACGACGCCUGGUGGCGAGUACCACUUAAAGGCAACUCCUAAUGAGUCGGUACCAGCACCCGCCUCCUCAGUCAUCGACAAGCCUGAUGUGGCCGCCGCUGUCGCGCAACAACCCGGAGUUCUCUCUGGUGUCGAACCAGAAACUGUUGCUCCAGUCUCGGAUUCCGAAGACAAGCCUUCGCCGACUGACGUGCCGUUAACAGCAGAAUCCGAAUAUGUACCGCAGCAAGUGCCUACCGCGUUAGUUCCGGAGGAAGAGCUUGUCGAGCAGCUAGCAGUUGAUGUAGCCCCUGUUCUUGAUGAGCCUAGUGCUGCAGAACUUAGCGUUGUCUAUACCGAGCCCCUUCACGAAUCGACGUCAGAACCCCAAGAAGAGGACACGGUACCCUUGCCACCUCUUCUUGUGGUCGAGGCGGAUCCGGUUUUGGUGGCGCCUCCCCUAGCUUUAUCUGUUGUCGAGGAGGUCCGUGAGUCCCAGCUCACAGAACACGGCGAAAUCUCCUCUCCUGAUGUGAAGGCAGAACUCCCUCCUUCGGGCCCUCACGCUGUUUUGAGCAUAAGCGAAGUACAGACAAUAAAACAGGCCUCUUCGAUGGAACAUGAUGCUAUCCCGUCUUCGAAUGGUAGUCUUUCUAUUGGUUGGUCGCCAGUACUUUUUGUUUUUGUUUUUUUUCGAUUUUCCUGACUGGUAAUCUGCAGACGUUGGAAAUGCCGUCCUCGAGAAAGGAGACACGAGUAGCCUUAAAGUCCAGCCUUCUGAUUCAGUGACCCCUCCUGGCUUGU